CCGCCGGACCCGUCGCUGCUGCCCUUCCUGGUGUGCCCGCUCUCCAAGCGGCCGCUGAGGUACGAAGAAGCUACGAACGAGCUCAUUAACGAGGAGCUGGGCAUCGCAUACCCCAUCAUCGAUGGCAUCCCGAACAUGAUCCCAGAGGCUGCCAGGACGACUCAGAAGAAGCCCCCAGCUGAGGGCUCGGAGCAGCCCUGA
This is a messenger RNA of Cariama cristata (Red-legged seriema), 201 nucleotides long. RefSeq names its product PIGY upstream reading frame (gene PYURF). The record is from RefSeq and is a predicted model, not a curated record. The annotation marks the transcript as partial. NCBI's taxonomy places the organism in Eukaryota, Metazoa, Chordata, Aves, Cariamiformes, Cariamidae. The transcript has 2 exons.